This is a messenger RNA of Cornus florida, 2043 nucleotides long. RefSeq lists its product as uncharacterized. The transcript is spliced from 3 exons. The record is from RefSeq and is a predicted model, not a curated record. Lineage: Eukaryota; Viridiplantae; Streptophyta; Magnoliopsida; Cornales; Cornaceae. The coding region runs from base 189 to 1097 and encodes 302 amino acids.
UCGAACUGGUAUGUGACUGAUCUUGCGCAGCGUCAUUGUACUUUACCCAAAAUUAACCUGUUGAGAAAAUUAACGUCUUUGCGGAUACGCCGUGAAGAUUUCAAUUUGUUGAGAAAAAUUAGGGUUUCCACUGCGAGCGCUCUGCAAAGGCGAAGCCAGGGGUUAACUUUGUCCUAUAUUACACUUCUAUGGCCAUGGCUGAGGGAGAUGACCCGAUGGAAGGAUCUGUUUCCUCUCCUGUUCUCGGUUCUGUGGAGUCCAAGCAGAGUGGAGAUGUGCUGUCCCCAGAAGAUGUAGCCUGGGCAGACUCCUGCCUUAUCAAAGAUCCUGAAAUAUCACACAGUAACUGGAAUUCUCUUGCAGAUGCUUUACUGGAAACUCUCAGUUCCCUACCUGAUUCAGUUGCCUUUUCUGGAGUUGAAAUAGAUGCUUUUCCUGCACAAACCGACAUGGAAAUUCUUUCCAUGAAUGAAGAGGCAGAAUCUUCACAGUAUCUAGAAAGAAAUGUCUCUGAUAUUGUUCCCAUCAAUGAAGAAGAAGAAAGCAACAAGGAUCACAUAAUGCACGAGAAGACUGAUGCAUUGAGUGAGAGAACAGAUUUGGUGAAUAGUUUUCUGCCGACAUACAAUGAGGACCUGAAUUUCUUUGAGAAUACCGAUUAUGAGGUGGCUUUGGAUUUCCAGGUAUCUGAGAUGGAGUCAGUUACUGAUAUUGUUCCUAUCAAUGAAGUAGAAAAAAGCAACAAUGAUCACAUAAUCCAUGAGAAGAUUGAUGCAUUAAGGGAAAGAACUAAUUUGGUGAAUGCUUUUCUGCCGAGAUACAACGAGGACCUGAAAAAAACUGAAAUUACCGAUGAUGGGGUGGAUUUUGUUUUCCGGUUAUCUGAGAAGGAGCCAUCAACUGAUGAUAUCUUUAGGGUCUGGGACCUGGACUUUCCAGAUGAGGAAGAUGAAUUUAUAAAAGAGCUGAACAAAGCCCUUGCAGGAAUCCCCUUGCAACCAACACUUUCAACUUUUGAUGAUUCUGGGGCGAAAGAGGAGUCACUUGAUGAUCUCAUUUCUGGCAUUGCUGAACUGUCUUUGAAAAAUUCUGGUUGAAAAUUGUUUAGUCUUAGAACCAUAUAUAGUGCAUGUCUGGCUAGCUUGGCUGCUUAGUUAUCUUACAUGUGCCAUUUCAAGUAUCAUCUGGCCUUCUAUUUAGAAAAAUUGAAUCUUCUAUGAAUAGAAAUUUAAUCUAGGCUAACUUGGGCAUGCCCAACUGUGGGUCGUAUUGAUCAAAAUGGAAGAUUUAAUGUACAUUUGUGAUAUAAAGGGCUAUACAGUGCACGAGAUCAAUGCGAGAUCGUUAGAUAUACGGUUGUGCUUGAUGUGUUGACCAAAUUCUCUCUUUCACGGUGCACCGUCCGAGUGUGGCACUAGCAAUUGACUAACAGAUCCAGGUGAAUCCACAAAUGGGCUCUAACAUGACACAAUCAUGGAGAAUCUAAACCACAUGCUAGGGUUUUUUACACCAGUCAUUCAAACACCAUACCCACUUGCCAUGGAAUGAUGACAGUGAAGUAGCUGACUUGGCAAGCUGUUCACCGUUGACAUGAAUAUAACAAUUACAUCAAACCCUAUGAUUAAAACUCAGCCAUUAAUCAAUAGGAAGUAGAAAACAAAGAAGAGAAAUCACACUUCACAGCCUCAACUUACUUCAAAUGAUACAUUUGUCUAUCUGUUCCUCCAAACAUAAGAAAAGAAAAGAAAAGAAAAAAUAUAUAUAUAUAUAUAUAUUAAAUUCUUAAUUUUUACAAGGUGGGCGUAAUUCCAUCCACUUCUGCCACAUGCGAAGUAGACAAAUUAUCAUCCACGUGGCGAGCCAGGAUUGGUCGAUGCAUGACAGCCUCAAAUGAGACAUCCUUGGGUUCACUAGACAAAUAUAAAUAGAGGGAGUGAGAGAACAUGCAUGUGUGGUAAAGAGACGCAGAUAGCUUUGUGAGAGGAGAUAAGAUUGCAUAGAAGCUUAGGCAAUUUUGCUAUCUGCGUAUUAUAGAUUUAGAGG